AUGAUUACUCCUCUCGAUCAUGUGGCUUUGAUUCCAAUGCGAGGGCGAGAUGUUCAGUUUGAAACUAAGAAAACUUCACGUAGGCAAAAGAGUGAAAAGGAAUUUGAAACUCCUUUGCUACCUUUCGAGAAAGAUGCAAUCAAAAAGAAAACAGCUCGACCUAAAAGCGAAGCCAAAGCGACAUUAUCAGGAUCAUUGAUAGAUAGACAGCCUAAAAAUGCAGAAGGAGUAUAUGCAAUUCGCUUCAAAGAUUCAACUUGGAAAUCAACUUCAACAAAUUGCAGAGAUCAACCACCAACUCGCGACUACGUACAAGGUUUACUUACAAAUUACACUAAAAAUCUUGAUUUAGUUGAUGGAUAUCAAGGCGUAGAUCUUGCUUCUCAAAUGCAAUCUGUGAAUGACUUAAUGCUUGAAGAGCUUAUCAACGAAUUACGUGUUGUCAAUCUUGGGCAAGCUAAGUUACUUGAAUUAUUUAGACAAAGUACAGCUAAAGUUUUCAAUUUAUUAUACGAAGAUGCAGCUAUAUCAAGAAAGGAAAAUAUCCGUCUUAAAACGGAAACUCAGCAAGCUAUUGCUGAUAAAAAUAACGCCAUUACUCAAUGCAAUAUUCGAAUUCAAAAUUCAGAAGAAGAAGCUGCCAGAAAAAUUGCAGAAAAGGAACGAAAACUACAAACAAAAAUGGCCGAAUACGAUAACGACAUGAAGAACUUCCUUGAACAGAAAAGUAAACUCGAAGAUCACGUCAAAGCGUUACAUCAUGUUUUCUUAGACUUCCAACAAGAUGCCGUAUAUCUUAAACUCGAAGAACUCAAACAAGAAGUUCAAAAGAACCAACAGAAACUUACAGAAAAGGACGAAGACAUCGUGAGACUUCAAAUUGCGAUUCAAAAAUGGAAAACAGUUCAUGCAGAGCAACAAAAGAAACAAAGUGAUUUAGAAGAUGCUAAUCAGUUACUUAGAGAACAAUUGCAAGGCGAGCAACUCAGUCUCAUGCAAUUGCAAAGGCAAUAUGAUAAUCUAAAAGCUGAUUACGAUGCAUUGACAAAUGCUGUUCCAGAAGAACUCACGAAAUCACAAGAAUUAUUGAAGGAAAUCAACGAAUUAACAGCAGAUAGUGGUAAUAAAGAUGAGAACAUACAUACACCAUUAGUUGCUCUUUCUCCUUCGCGAAGGAAACUUCAACAAGCAGGUGGAUUUAAUUUCGAUGGAACACAGUUUAUUUCUGUUUACCAAAAAAUGGCAAAAGUUGAAUUAAACUGCCAGAAAUUCAUAGAAAACGCUACUGGAUCUCCUCCACAAUACAAGAAAUCAUCAGAUGAAGCAAACGAAACUAAGUUGGUCAGUGGAAAUCCUGAAGUUGCUUUGUCAGCUCUUUCCAACAAAAUUGAUGAUUUAAAUGAGUUGUCAAAUAUCAUCAAUGAAGUGAAAAUAGGAGGAUACACAGGAGGAAGUAAUUGCAGAUUCGUACAGUUCUUCAGUAUGGGCAUUGCUGGAAAACCUGCAAUGAAAACUGAGUCGAAAGCAAACCUUCAAAACUUGAUUCGAAAAUUAUUUAACGCAAAAUUUUUGUCAGAUGAAUGGAACAUCAGAGGAAAACUUCCUUUGACUCCUUUCCCUGACUUUGUUUUAUCAUACUUCUAUAAUGAAGAAGGAAGAAUGUCUUACGCUUUGCACGAAUGCAGUAAUUUAUGGAAGAAAUUACAAGAAGAAGAGAAAAAUAACCAAAAAAUUUUGCCAGAAACUAAACUUUUUAUCAAGUUUUUGAAAGAAGAACUGACAACUGAUGAAUUAUCAUUCUUCCUACAUAUAAGAUAUAGAUUAUUAGGCAUGCUAAAGCUGAAAGACGAAGAAAACGAAAUCAUCAAAAUUCCAUUUGGCUCAUGUGUUGAAUUGCUUGAUACAAUACUUGGAACACUUAGUCCUGUUAAAGAAGGUGUUGCAAAACAAGCUGAAAGAUUGUCUGAUAAAGGAAUCAUCGACAUUUGUGAUUUCUUAACUGUUUUUGUUGAUUUUUACAGGAACCAAAGAAUGCAAAGAAGAGAAGCAAUCAAAAUCAUGAUCACUUCCAAGAAAUUUAAUAAUGAUGUAGAGACAUCAAUCUCUCUUGAGCUCUUCACAUCAAUGAUGCAAGCACUAGGAUUCGCCGGAAGCAUUGAAGAUUUACUGUCACUAUAUAAAAUUUCCAUUUUGUUUGGUGGAGGCGAAAUCACUGUUGAUGGAGUCAUGAGAGCCAUGGAUAGCUUGGCAAUGCACUUCUACUCUAUCGAUGUACCUGUCGAUGUCGAUAAGUCAAUGGAAAGUACAGAACUUGCAAGGCAAAUGGUCACAGAACAUUGGAUGAAGUUCGGCCAAUGGUUUGAUGGUCUCAGAAAAUCUAAUGAAAUUGACCCAUGGGCUAAAUCUAUAAUGGUCAAAGCUGUACGGAAAGUUGAACAAAGUUUCCAACAGAAUAUGGCAGCCCCAACAAUGUUUCAUACUUUGAGAGAUCUUUAUGAUAAGAUGCAAUUUGUACUUGCAAUAUUGAUUAGAGGCGUUCCUAGACCAUUAGAUAAAGAUACAUGUGAUAAACAGCUGAAGUUGCUGGAAAAUCUCAACACCUUCUUAAUGGAUACCGCUGUUGAAGCAAAAGUUGCUUAG
This is a messenger RNA of Trichomonas vaginalis G3, 2640 nucleotides long. RefSeq lists its product as uncharacterized. Bases 1 to 2640 code for a protein of 879 amino acids. NCBI's taxonomy places the organism in Eukaryota, Parabasalia, Trichomonadida, Trichomonadidae. The transcript has a single exon. The record is from RefSeq and is a predicted model, not a curated record.